UGCCCAUAGACUGGUAUGGUUAUGUCAGCAAUCAAAUCAAGCAAGUGCAAUGGAGGCAAAAGAAGUCGUCGGCAAGAGCGCGUUGUUAGAAAUGAUCAAGAAAAGAACGCGGCGGAUGUGUAUAAAUUCACCAGCAGCUCACGUGUUCUUUGGUCAAACUCCACCUAUAUAUUUUAAUUUUUGCAUCUCUCUUGUUUCUUUCUGUAUUAUAUCUCUCUCUUUCUUUAACCUUACCAAUACUCUCUUUCUUGAAAACUCAUUAUUGGAACAAGACCUCGACCAUGACUGGCACUGGCAAGGAAAUUCUGCACAAGAUGAAGGUAAAAGCUGGAUUUGGUUCGUCAUCUGAGACUGGGAAAGGCAAAAGCAAACUGUCAAAGCAUAUUACACAUGGUUAUCACUUGGUAAAGGGAAAAUCAAAUCAUGCCAUGGAAGAUUAUGUAGUUUCCAAUUUCAAGCAAGUAAACAACAAUGAGUUGGGUUUAUUUGCAAUAUUUGAUGGUCAUUUGGGUCAUGACAUUGCAAAUUACUUGCAAACUCAUUUGUUUGACAAUAUUUUGAAACAGCACGACUUCUGGACUGAUACAGAGAGUGCAAUAAGGAGAGCUUAUGAUACUACAGAUGCUGAAAUAUUGGAAAAAGCUUUUGUCUUGGGAAAAGGAGGAUCAACUGCUGUUACAGCAAUCCUCAUCAAUGGUCAGAAGUUGGUAGUAGCAAAUGUGGGAGAUUCUCGUGCUGUCAUAUGCAAGAAUGGUG
Messenger RNA from Jatropha curcas, 756 nucleotides. The record is from RefSeq and is a predicted model, not a curated record. NCBI's taxonomy places the organism in Eukaryota, Viridiplantae, Streptophyta, Magnoliopsida, Malpighiales, Euphorbiaceae.